AUGUGUGGACCCAGCUUUAUUUUGCAUAAGAAAUCAAUUCUUAUUAAGCUAGCAAUUAUUCUGGCUAUGGCUUCUGUUGAAGCAACAUAUCAAUAUAGUGAAGAAACCAUUCGUAGUAUCCAUGGAUCAGACGAGAAAACUCUAAUUGUUCUGGCAGCACCGUCGGUUAACAACAAUUAUUAUCGAGCUAUAUUCAACCAAAUUAUCGAUUAUAUGGCUAAUUUUGCAUAUCUUGUUCAAGGUAAAGACGAAAUCGUCAUUCUAGCAGAUGCUGCAACGUUACCAUUUUUCAAUGGAAAAGUGAAUGAAAAUAUUCUUAUCGAAGCCGAUAUAGAAGAUAUCUGGAUCCGUGACUUUUCUCCUGUUAUUCCGUCCCAGCAGAUUAAAUUUCGAUACCUGCCAAAUUACCUUAGUAAAUCUGUCGCAAAUGCGAUAGAUAAAAGCUUUGAGAAAUGGCUCUCAAAAAAUAAUUUGAAUUACAAAGCGAAGUCAAGUAUCAUUCUUGACGGUGGCAAUGUCGUCGAUAAUCCUGAUGGUUCACGAGUCAUUAUCACCGAUCGAAUACUAAAGGAUAAUCCUCAAUUGACUAAAGCGGAGGCAAAAGAACAGUUAAAAGAUCUUAUGAAUCUUCGCGAGGUAGCCAUCAUUCCAGAGGCCCCCGAUGACACAACGGGACAUUCAGAUGGGAUGCUGAUGUGGGUCAGCAAUGAUAAGAUUCUUUUGCCACAAGCUUCUGAACCAGAAAGAACGCAGGUUAUUGACGAACUCAACCGAUCUUUUCCAGAUGUCGAUAUUGUCGAAAUACCUGAUUAUUACGAAUAUGCUAGUUGGAAAGGUUUUACAUCUGCUUGUAAUGUAUUUAUCAAUGCCGUCGUAACUGAUCACUACAUUUACAUGCCGACAUUUGAUGGACCUCAUGAUAAAUCAAUGUUCAAUUUAAUUCAAUCUCAUACGACUAAAACUGUCGUAGCUGUGCCAGCUGAGAAAGUUUGCUUCAUGGGUGGCAGCGUUCGUUGUCUUAGUUGGCAAGUCAAAGGAGAGUUGAAAAAUCAGAUUUUACAAUUAACCGGAAGUGACUAA
Molecule: messenger RNA, 1080 nt
Organism: Rotaria socialis
Lineage: Eukaryota; Metazoa; Rotifera; Eurotatoria; Philodinida; Philodinidae
Source: the annotation of a GenBank genome assembly